AUGACGGUGUUUUCCACCAAGCAAGUGUUUCCGGUCGACUACGAGGCCGAAGUGUCACACCGGCUUCUAGAAGCUUCUCACUCCGGCGAUCUCCCCCUGGCCUUCCAAUGCAUUGCCGAUCCCUCCGUCGACGUCAACUUCGCCGGUGCCGUCACCUUGAAGACAUCCGCCACCGACCUUCUCCUCCUCCCCGAAUCCCCCAGCCAAGUCCGCUUCCACUUCCAGGAAUUCGUCUCCGACGUCACGCCUCUCUUCCUCGCCGUUCAUUCUGGUAACGCCGGCCUCGUCAAGAAGCUACUGAAUGUGGGAGCUGAUGUAAACCAGAAGCUCUUCCGAGGCUUUGCAACGACCGCAGCAGUAAGGGAGGGUCACUUUGAUAUUCUGGAGAUCUUACUUAAAGCAGGGGCAUCGCAGCCAGCAUGUGAAGAAGCGCUUCUGGAGGCAAGUUGCCAUGGGGAAGCAGAGUGUGUAGAAUUACUCAUGAACUCUGAUUUGAUCCGACCUCAUGUUGCUGUACAUGCUCUUGUGACCGCAAGCUGCAGGGGGUUUGUAGAUGUUGUUGAGACACUCAUAAAGUGUGGGGCGGAUGCCAGUGCAAAAGACCGGGUGCUUUUACAGUCACUUAAGCCUUCACUCCAUACAAAUGUGGAUUGUACUGCACUUGUUGCAGCUGUAAUUCACAGGCAGGUCCCUGUUGUUGAUUUACUACUGCAGAAUGGUGCUAGAACAGACUUUGAAGUGAGGCUUGGAGCUUGGUCAUGGGACACUUCAACUGGUGAAGAGCUUCGUGUGGGUGCUGGGCUGGGAGAACCUUAUGGCAUUGCCUGGUGUGCAGUUGAGUAUUUUGAAAGAAGUGGUGCUAUACUACGAUUGCUCCUGCAACAUGUCUGCUCCAAACCUCAUCGGGGAAGGACCCUUCUACACCAUGCCAUACUCUGUGGCAAUGUUGAGGCCGUCAGGGUGCUCUUAGAAUGUGGUGCUGAUGUGGAAUCCGCAGUUAAAACAACCGGCAAGACUGAGUUCCUUCCUGUCCACAUGGCAUCUUGUCUAGGCUUACCAACAAUUGUUCAAUGCCUCAUUGAUUUUGGUUGUGAUUUGAACUCUAUAACGGACUCUUGUGACACAGCUUUGAUGAUCUGUGCAAAAUAUAAACAAGAGGAGUGUCUCAAGGUACUAACAAGAGCUGGUGCUGAUUUUGGCUUGGUCAAUAUUGCUGGUCAAUCUGCAAGUUCAAUCGCUGAGUCAAGCAAGUGGUCACUUGGUUUUCAACAGGCAGUGUUGGAUACAAUCAGAAGGGGCAUGAUACCCAAAUCCAGCAAUACUAUAAUUUUUUCCCCUAUAAUAUUUGUUGCUCAAGCUGGAGAUACUGAAGCAUUGAAAACUGUCAUUGAAUCAGGAGAAUUUCAUCUUGACUAUCAAGAUGAUAGUGGCUUCUCUGCAGUUAUGCAUGCUGCUUCAAAGGGUCAUGUGGAAUCGUUUCGAUUGCUUGUAUAUGCUGGUGCCGAUGUAAAGCUGUGCAAUAAAUCUGGUGAAACAGCCAUAACCCUAUCUGAAAUGAAUCAAAAAUGUGAUUUAUUUGACAAGGUCAUGCUUGAAUUUGAGCUUGAAAAGGGCAAUUGUAAUGCUGGUGGCUUUUAUGCUUUACACCGAGCAGCUCGCCGUGGUGACUUGGAUGCUGUUACAUUGCUCACCAGCAAAGGUUAUGAUGUGAAUGUCCCUGAUGGGGAGGACUACACACCGCUCAUGUUAGCAGCAAGGGAAGGCCAUGCGUUGAUUUGCAAGCUUCUAAUUUCAUAUGGUGCUCAUUGUAAUGCUAAAAACGCCAGAGGGCAAACUGCACUUUUACUUGCAAGGAAAUUUGCAGGAGGGAAAAACGAUGCAGAGGCUAUUAUACUAGAUGAACUUGCACGCAAAUUGGUAUUAGAUGGUGCCUAUGUUCAAAAGCACACCAAAGGUGGGAAGGGCUCCCCACAUGUGAAACAAAUAAGGAUGUUAGGCUCUGCAGGUGUGCUUUGUUGGGGGAAGUCAAGCCGGAGAAAUGUGAUUUGUUGUGAGGCAGAGUUGGGGCCAAGCACAACAUUACGUAGAAAUAGGUGCAAGAGAGGGGAUGCAGAUAAACCUGGAAUGUUUAGGGUGCUCACUAACAAGAACAGGGAAGUGCAUUUUGUAUGUGACGGGGGAUUAGAAGUUGCCGAGCUUUGGGUGAGGGGUAUUAAACUUGUAGCCAAAGAGGCUGUUUUUCAUAAGCAGAUAUCGGUCUAA
Abrus precatorius (Indian licorice) is the source of this 2262-nucleotide messenger RNA. RefSeq names its product ankyrin repeat domain-containing protein 50. Lineage: Eukaryota; Viridiplantae; Streptophyta; Magnoliopsida; Fabales; Fabaceae. The coding region runs from base 1 to 2262 and encodes 753 amino acids. The record is from RefSeq and is a predicted model, not a curated record. Gene Ontology annotation, molecular function: protein binding. The transcript is spliced from 4 exons.